Messenger RNA from Contarinia nasturtii (swede midge), 1952 nucleotides. RefSeq lists its product as uncharacterized. Lineage: Eukaryota; Metazoa; Arthropoda; Insecta; Diptera; Cecidomyiidae. The transcript has 3 exons. The coding region runs from base 20 to 1399 and encodes 459 amino acids. The record is from RefSeq and is a predicted model, not a curated record.
UCCAGUCCACGAUUUCGAUAUGAAACAUAUCCGCAUCGAUAUCCAUCUUUUUUAUUUGAUUGCGAGAAAAUUUGGAGCAUUGAAAUUGGCAAAACGAAAACGCGGUCAGCCAAUAAACAUUGAAAAAACUGAAUACGAUAGCAAUCCAGCUAUCUAUUGGGAUUUAAUAUUUGACCUGCCAAAAAUUUCAAAACUUGGAAAUGGUAAGGAAUUCGAUUUUGCUGUGGCAACUGAUAGUGUGGCAGUUUCGUUAUGUUUCGUGAAGCCUGAACGCAAAAGACCAGAACUUGAUAACAACACCAUCAAAGAGAAGUACAAUAACUUUGAGUUUGAUUAUGUGCUUGGAAUCGAUCCAGGAGUUCGUACAUGGAACGCCACCGUUCGCAAACACGUUCGAUCCGGCAACGAGGAAAACAUCACAAUUGAUGGUCCAAAAUACCAUUUCAAAGCGAAAUAUGGCAAACGCAAGCGUAAAUCCGAUCAAUGGACUGAAUUGUUGCAAAAACAACGGGAGCUCGACUAUAAACGCUAUGCAUUUUUUCCAUCGCCGAAAGGACGUUCACAUUGGAUGUGUUACAUUGCUUAUUAUGUGAAAAUGAUGAAACCAGCUAUGGCGGUGUACACAACACGAAAGUUCAUUCGACUCCGUCACGAUAAAUACAUCGAAGAAAAUCGGGCAAGUGACAAAAUCGCGGCAUCACUGACGAAAAAAAAGUCGGCGCUCGUUUUUAUUGGUGCAGCUCAAAUAGCUCCAAACUCACCAAUUGGUAUUAAAAAGCGAUUGCGAUGCCCGGGAUUACGACGACUAUUGAACAGUUUCAAGAAGUUGGGAAAUUGUAUUGUACGAUUGGUCGACGAAUACAAUACAUCGCAAACUUGUGCAAAAUGCUUCCGGCCAUUCGAUCGACGAACCAAAAGCGAUCGAUACAAAGUUUGUCAGCAUUGUAUUCCAAGUGAAGAUGAGUCAUCGCAAUGGAAUUUACCGAACGUGAUUAUCACCAUGAAAAGCAACCGAGUGUACCAACAAUUGCGUAAAUAUGCAGUUGAUUUUGUUAAUCGAUUGAAUGCAGCCAACCCAGAUCAUAUUCCAAUGGAUUCAGAUGGUUUAGUGUCAAAACUUCAAGUAUGUUUCAAAAACUGGCAACUAAACACUGGCAUUUGGAAAGAUGAUCGAGCUCCAUUUCAAUUGAAAACUGUUUGGCACCGGGAUAUCGUUGCAGCCAAGAACAUCAUGUACAAAGGUCUUUGUACGGUGUUGGGAUUGGACAUUCAUCCGCAACUAUUGAAACCACAGAAUCAAAAUGCUGCCGUACAAAAUCAAGCAGCUGACGAUGAGGAUUCCAGUGACGACGAGGACUACGUUUAUGUUCUCGAUGUUUCCGAUGACGACCAGUUUUAAUUACAUGUAGCAUUAAGAUUUCUUUUUAAAUAAUAUUAUUGUAACGUUUUGUUACUAUGCUGGGCUUGAGUUUUGUGGCCUUGACCGAAGUACGGGCAGUUCGGUAUAUAAAAUAACCCGUAGGUGAGUAUCAUUUAUUGAACUGAACCGAUAGUAUAUUGAUGUUGAUUCAAACUUAGUAACUGAGUUUAUUUUUUCUCUUUUUUCUUUCCAUUGCGACGUUGAAAAUGACUGAAACUACACUCAAAUCCGACCCCAAUAUUGACCGUCAACAUAUGCCCGAUAAUGGAUGAAUUUGCCACAACAAAUGUUUUUUGGGUUAGAUAGAAAUUUGCCCCUAACUUAAGAAAAACAUAAAAUAGUAAGAAAAAAUAUUAAACUAAAAAAAUUAUUAACUUAACACAGCCAUGAGAUUUACAGUUAUGUGAAUUUAUUUUUAUUUCGUUUUUUUGGGAGAGGAUUGGUUAGUUUUUUCUCUCACCCGAAGCAUAGGUUUUUUCGUCUCUCGUUAAAUUUAUUCUUUAUUUUUAAUAUGUUUUAUCGAAUUUGGUGG